AUGGCAGGCUAUAUUCAUAUUGUUGGCUUCAAGUUCCGCGAGGACAUUUCUGAUGCAGACAGGCAGGAUGUGAUCGACUCCUUCCUGGCCUUGAAGCACAAAUGUCUUAGAGAUGGCAAGGAAUAUAUUCUGGCCAUCCGCCACGGCUUCCCCCAACGGACCUUCCCCUGGCACAACGACGUGGACGCUGUUUUCGUGGUGGAAUUCGCCAGCAAGGAAGACUGCGAUUAUUACCACCAGAAAGAUGAGGCGCAUGCGGCCUUCUUGCCCAAGGCGAAGGCUGCCAACAGUCCGACAGCGCCGGGACUGGUUGUUGCUUUUGCUCCUGUGAACAAUUAA
This is a messenger RNA of Penicilliopsis zonata CBS 506.65, 339 nucleotides long. RefSeq lists its product as hypothetical. The coding region runs from base 1 to 339 and encodes 112 amino acids. The transcript has 3 exons. NCBI's taxonomy places the organism in Eukaryota, Fungi, Ascomycota, Eurotiomycetes, Eurotiales, Aspergillaceae. The record is from RefSeq and is a predicted model, not a curated record.